CUUCGCCUGAGAGCGCGCAUUCCCGCGCGUGUCCCCGCGCGGGCUCCGUAGCGCGUGUGUCUCCUGACGCGGCCCCGCGGGCCCUCCUCCCGCUCUGCGGCGGCGGCGGCCGAGAGCACUUCGGGGCGUGCGGGAGGGGGUGCGCGGCGCGCGAGGGAGGCGGCGGCGGCGGCGAGAGGAGGCGGAGGAGGAGCAGGCGCCGCCAUGGCCGCCGCGCUCACCGACAUGGCCGACCUGGAGGAGCUCUCGCGCCUCAGUCCUCUGCCCCCCGGCAGCCCGGGGCCGGUGGCGCGCGGCCGGAUCGAGCCGCCCGAGGACGACGAAGACGACGACGACGAUGAGGCGGAGGCGGAGGCGGUGGCCGCGCUGCUGCUCAACGGCGGCGGCGCGGGCGGCGGCGCGGGGGCUGGCGAGGCGGAGACCAUGUCGGAGCCGAGCCCCGAGAGCGCCAGCCAGGCGGGCGAGGACGACGACGACGACGACGACGACGACGACGAGGGCAGUAGCAGCGGCGGCGCGGAGGAGGAGAGCAGCGCCGAGAGCCUGGUGGGUAGCAGCGGAGGCAGCAGCGGCGACGAGACGCGCUCGCUCAGCCCGGGCGCGGCGAGCAGCAGCAGCGGCGAUGGGGACGGCAAGGAGGGCCUGGAGGAGCCCAAGGGACCGCGGGGCGGUCCGGGCGGCCCGGGCGGCGGCAGCAGCAGCAGCAGCGUGGUGUCGAGCGGCGGCGACGAGGGCUACGGGACCGGGGGCGGCGGGAGCAGCGCGACCUCCGGGGGCCGGCGCGGCAGCCUGGAGAUGUCGUCGGACGGGGAACCGCUGAGCCGCAUGGACUCGGAGGACAGCAUAAGCAGUACUAUAAUGGACGUAGACAGCACAAUUUCCAGUGGGCGUUCAACUCCAGCAAUGAUGAACGGACAAGGAAGCACUACUUCUUCAAGCAAAAAUAUUGCCUAUAACUGCUGUUGGGACCAGUGCCAGGCGUGUUUCAACUCUAGCCCAGACUUGGCCGAUCACAUCCGUUCCAUACACGUAGAUGGUCAGCGAGGAGGGGUGUUUGUUUGCUUAUGGAAAGGCUGUAAAGUUUACAACACUCCAUCAACCAGCCAGAGCUGGUUACAGAGGCACAUGCUGACACACAGUGGAGACAAACCUUUCAAGUGUGUAGUUGGUGGCUGCAAUGCCAGCUUUGCUUCUCAGGGAGGGCUAGCUCGCCAUGUACCCACACACUUCAGUCAGCAGAAUUCCUCAAAAGUUUCUAGCCAGCCAAAGGCCAAAGAAGAAUCUCCUUCUAAAGCUGGAAUGAACAAGAGGAGGAAGCUAAAGAACAAAAGACGGCGCUCAUUGCCACGACCACAUGAUUUCUUCGAUGCACAAACACUGGAUGCGAUAAGACAUCGAGCCAUAUGCUUUAACCUCUCAGCCCAUAUAGAAAGUUUAGGGAAGGGACACAGUGUUGUUUUUCAUAGUACUGUAAUAGCUAAGAGAAAAGAAGAAUCUGGGAAGAUAAAACUUUUGCUUCAUUGGAUGCCUGAAGAUAUUCUGCCAGAUGUGUGGGUGAAUGAAAGUGAACGACAUCAGCUAAAAACUAAAGUAGUUCAUUUAUCAAAGCUGCCCAAAGAUACCGCCUUGCUUUUGGACCCAAACAUUUACAGAACAAUGCCGCAGAAGAGGUUGAAGAGAACUCUGAUAAGAAAGGUGUUCAAUUUGUAUUUAAGCAAACAGUGAACGACGUUUGCAAUCAACUAAAAAUUCGUCUAUCGAAUUAGGUCUGAAAAAAUACUGUUAAAGAGUGUUGCAGUGUCUGGUGGCUCCCCUUUCAGGACUAGGGUUUCUCAUGGAGUGCAGUAUGUUAAUACUUGCCUACACAACUAAUCUGUUAACGGUUUUUGAAAAGCCUCGAUUUUUAAAGUAUUUGAAUAAUCUUCAUAUUUUCAUUUAACCUAUAUGACUAAUUUUUUUCUGAAGAAAGCAUUGAUUUUUGAGUUUUUUCUUAAUGUAAGAAAAUUGUAUUUUUUUUAAAGUAUCUUCAAACCGAAUCCUUUAUGCACCAAAGUUGGUUUUGAAAAGGAAAAUAAAAUCACUUUCUUGCUUGAUAAGCAAGAAGCCAUAUGGAAUUUUUUUUAACUUUACAGAAAUGGAAAUAUGUGUAACUUGUUAGUAUUGUAUCAAACAAAUGUUGCAUAGAGAUAUUAGAACAUUGCUUGUAAAUAAUUCCGCAGAUUUGUAAUAUAUUUUUAUAUUAUGAAAUGUACUGUAGAUGUUUUUCUAGAGGCAUGAAAGUUAAAUGUAUAUACUAUGGUAGAGAUAAUAUUGAAGGCUAUUGUAAUUCACUAGUGCUGCCAGAGGACUUGCUAACAAAGCACCUUCUUGACAAAAUAAAUGUCUUUGCAGACUUAAGGGACUGUGUAACUACUGUUAAUAUCUGUAGGAACAAAACACAUUGAACAUCCUUCCAGAAAGUCUUCGGGGGAGGACCUAGGCCUGUAAUAGAGCUGUGGCACUCGCUUCUGACAGUGACCGUGAAAUCAAUUAUUUCCUUACUGUUGGAAGGACAUAUUGUAAAGUAUGUGGUUAUAUGCAGUCAAACUGCAAAAAAAUACUCCUAAUUGAGGAGUUUUCACUUUACUACAGUGAUAUAAAAACCAGCAGUUUUUACACUAAAUUUUUUAAAAAAAGAAUAGACAAAAAUAUAAAGUUAAGCCUUUGGUUCCAAAAUGGGAAAGGUUCCAUGAUGCAUAAAUCAUUUCUCGUUUGCUUUUAAAAAUAAAAGAUGAUAAUAAAAAGUAUGGAAGACUUUAGUCAUUAGCAUUGGGGUAAGAGGCAUACAGGGAAUGAGUCACCUAAACCCAGUGAGGUGUGAGCGAAAAAGCCCCGCUGGUGAAGGCGUUCUGGAACGGCUGUUUGAUAGGGUGUUUUCCACAUGAGCUGUAGCAGAUUCGAGUUUAUUUUUUAAAAGGAAAGAAGCAGUUGUUCUUAACUAUUUUAUCUUUUGUUUUCUUUUGCUUAAGCACUUCAUCAUCUGUUUUAUUCUGUAUCUAUGACGUAAUCUGCAAUCUCCUUUGUUCUUAAGUUUUGGUUUGUUAAAACAUUGCCAAAUAGAAGUGUUGCAGAUAUAUAGUUUGUACCUGUACUUUUAUUUUAUUGCCCCGUGUUCUUGUAAGUCAUUCUUAAUUGACCGAUGAUUGUAGACCUUGCUUGAGUAUUUUUUCUAAUAAAACAAAGCAAAUCACAUUUA
This is a messenger RNA of Nannospalax galili (Upper Galilee mountains blind mole rat), 3235 nucleotides long. It is a transcript of the gene Aebp2, whose product is annotated as AE binding protein 2. Gene Ontology annotation, biological process: regulation of transcription by RNA polymerase II. The coding region runs from base 205 to 1725 and encodes 506 amino acids. Gene Ontology annotation, cellular component: ESC/E(Z) complex. Lineage: Eukaryota; Metazoa; Chordata; Mammalia; Rodentia; Spalacidae. The transcript is spliced from 9 exons. The record is from RefSeq and is a predicted model, not a curated record.